Messenger RNA from Lottia gigantea (owl limpet), 471 nucleotides. RefSeq lists its product as hypothetical. Gene Ontology annotation, cellular component: KICSTOR complex. The record is from RefSeq and is a predicted model, not a curated record. Bases 1 to 471 code for a protein of 156 amino acids. NCBI's taxonomy places the organism in Eukaryota, Metazoa, Mollusca, Gastropoda, Lottiidae. The transcript is spliced from 3 exons. Gene Ontology annotation, biological process: cellular response to glucose starvation; protein localization to lysosome; cellular response to amino acid starvation.
AUGGCGACAGUGGCUGGAUCAUCCACCAAUUCAAGUCCUGGUCAAACACGAGAAGAAUCCGUCCUGGAAACUUUCUUUAUUUUAAUCUCUCAAUUUGCUUAUGAUAAAGCCAAGGAUUUGAUGGAUAAAGAAAAAGAAAGUCACAAGUUAUCAAGUAGUACAUCCUGGGGAACAGUUGUACAAUGUCUGUCUCAGUUUUCUAUAGCAGAGAAAGUUUAUAUGUCUUUAUCUUCACUCGGACAGAAAACUACCAGGUUUAAUCCUAUUAUUGGUAAACCUAAAGAGAACAUCCGACCCCUGUACCAUAUGUUAACACAAGAAUUUAUUCGUAUAGAAGAUUCCAGUCACCAUAGUAACAGUGGAACGCCCUCUAGUGAUAUAGAAAUAUUAUUAGGUCAUCUUUGUGGACAGUUAUGUCAGUAUAUAGCAGCCAAACAAAGCAUGGCUGACUUGUAUCCUUUUACUCAAUAA